Molecule: messenger RNA, 939 nt
Organism: Leptosomus discolor (cuckoo roller)
Lineage: Eukaryota; Metazoa; Chordata; Aves; Leptosomiformes; Leptosomidae
Source: RefSeq, a predicted model, not a curated record
UCCACCUUUAUGGAGGCAUUAGCAGCCAAUGGUACAACCAACAUCCAGACAUCUGUAACGGGAGUGACAGCCAGCAAACGGAGAUUUAUUGAUGACAGAAGAGAUCAACCUUUUGAUAAAAGGCUACGUUUCAGUGUGAGACAAACAGAGAGUGCGUACCGGUACAGAGACAUUGUUGUCAGGAAACAAGAUGGAUUCACACACAUUUUGCUGUCAACAAAAUCAUCUGAAAAUAAUUCCCUAAAUCCAGAGGUAAUGAAGGAAGUCCAAAGUGCAUUGAACACAGCAGCUGCAGAUGACAGUAAACUCGUGCUGUUCAGUGCAGUUGGUAGCAUUUUCUGCUGUGGUCUUGAUUUUAUUUAUUUUAUACGACGUUUAACAGAUGAUAGAAAAAAGGAAAGCACUAAGAUGGCAGAAGCUAUUAGGAAUUUUGUGAAUACUUUUAUUCAGUUUAAGAAGCCUAUCAUUGUAGCAGUAAAUGGCCCAGCCAUUGGACUUGGAGCAUCUAUAUUGCCUCUGUGUGACGUGGUUUGGGCUAACGAGAAGGCUUGGUUUCAGACACCAUACACUACUUUUGGACAAAGUCCAGAUGGAUGUUCAUCCCUUACAUUCCCCCGGAUAAUGGGCCUGGCUUCUGCCAAUGAAAUGUUGUUCAGUGGAAGGAAGCUGACUGCACAGGAAGCUUGUGCCAAAGGCCUCGUCUCUCAAGUGUUUUGGCCGGGAACAUUUACACAAGAAGUAAUGGUUCGAAUUAAGGAACUUGUCACAUGUAAUUCAGUUGUACUUGAAGAAUCCAAAGCUUUAGUACGUAACAUCAUGAAGGUGGACUUGGAACAGGCAAAUGAAAAGGAGUGUGAAGUUUUAAAGAAAAUCUGGGGCUCAGCACAAGGAAUGGACUCAAUGUUAAAAUACCUGCAGAAGAAAAUUGAUGAGUUCUGA